AUGGGCAUGCGGACCCAGGCUAAGGCCAUGGUGGCGAAAGUCACCAAGAAGGUCAACAAGACCUUCAAGAAGAAGGUCAAGGUCGCCGUGCCCCAGGACGCCGCCGUUAUCGGGGACAGCGUCGACAUCAAAGUCGACGUCAAGACCGUCAUCGCCGCCGAGGUCGCGAUCGACAAGCCCGUCGUCGAGUACGACAACACCCAGCUCACCGUCGCUACCGCGGUUCGUCCCUCUCCUCUCAAGGAGGCCGGCCCCGUUCGCCGCGACGUCAUCGAGCUCUUCGAGGAGGACAACACUCCCUCGCCACUCGUCUCUUGGGUGAAGCACCAGCUCGAGGCCAUCACCGAGGACGAGGAGGAGCUUGUCGAGGCCGUCAAGGAGGCGAAGACCCCCCUCGUCGACAUCUCCAAGGCCCCCCUCGACGCCGACAUCCAGGUCGCCGCCCCCAAGCCCAACGACAAGGUCGAGGGCACCAAGAUCCCCGCCAAGGAGAUCCCCGCCGACGUCCAACACGUUGGCACCACCGCCACGCCCACCGACAAGGUCGAGGGCAAGACUAUUGGCGCCUCCGAGGCCGCCGACACCGAGGCCUUUGUCAAGGACAAGGCCCACACCGCCGCCACGGGCGUCCACGCCGUUGACGCCGUCGGCAUCAAGUACCCCGCUGUUGCGGGCGACAGCCUCGACCAGCUCUUCGAGAGCCUCUUUUCCCUCUGCGCACCGGUCGCCGAGGCCGCCGACCUCACCGCCACCGAGCUCACCGCCACCGAGGAGGACCUCGAGGACUCGAACGAGCUGCUCGAGCAGCUUCUCGCUUGGUGCGCCCCACCUGUGGCAGAGGACCCCGCUGCCGCCGCCCUGGACCUCGACAAGAUCUUCUCGUCGCUGCUUAUCGAGUGCGGCGAGGUCGACGCCGUCGCCGCGCUUCUCGGCCCUCUCCCUGUCCCUCCCACCGCCGCCGACACCGCCGCCCUCGUCCUCAAGGAUGUCCCUUCCGUGCGCCGUGAGUGCCCCAGCAGGGCCGCCGCCAAGGACGUCAUUUUGGUCGCAGCCGCCCCCGACCUCGCACUCUCUCGCGCCCCCGCAACGACGACCCCGGCCCCAACUCGAAGCCUGGAGUUCCCCCGAUGGGACGCUACUGCCACUACCGGGGUCAAUGUUGCGGUCGCGGUGGAAGAGGCACUGGCGGUGAGCAGAGCUCGUCACCAUGAGGAGCUCGAGCGCCUCGAGGCUCGGCACCGAGCGCAGAUCGCCGACAUCGUGGCAUCCCAGAGGCGGGCGGUGGACGCGCUGCAAGCCAAGAUCCAGGAGCUGGAGGCCGCCUAUGCCAACCUCGAGGAGGAGAUGGAGAUGGAGAAGGAGGGCAGCGACUUGGUGAAGGCCCGGGCGGACGAAGCGGAGACAAUGGCCCUCAGCGCCAUUGCGAGCAAGACGGAGGCCGAGGCGGCCUGGCGCGCCGAGAAGCAGGCCAACGAGUCCUUGGCUGCUGAGCUGUCUGCAAGCUUCGCAGCUCGCGCACAAGAGCGCAAGAAGGCGCAAGCACGUGUGCAGCGCUACAAGAGCGACUCGACUGCGAGGUGUGAUCAGCUGAUUGCGCUCAACGACGAAGUUCUCGAUCUGAAGGGCGCCCUCGCUGCCGAAAGGAUCGACAAGGGGGCUCUGCUCGCUCUACUCGCUACCAAGGGCACGGAGACGGCCUCGACGCGCCAACCGCCGACCCCGAGACCGACGCCUAGCCCCGAGGGCUCCGCCACUAUGUUCCCUACGGCGGUCAGCACCACCACGGACGGCACCGGCGCGGACGGCGAGACGAGUGUCUUGGAGGGUGGCAAGAGAGCGGAGGAGAGGAGGGAGAGGCGGACUUCAGGACUGGAACCGCUACGUCUCCCAGCCAUUGUGCAGGGGCGGCCCACCAGGGAGCGCAGGGCUUCCUCCAUCGUCUAG
Vanrija pseudolonga is the source of this 1944-nucleotide messenger RNA. RefSeq lists its product as uncharacterized. NCBI's taxonomy places the organism in Eukaryota, Fungi, Basidiomycota, Tremellomycetes, Trichosporonales, Trichosporonaceae. The transcript has 2 exons. The coding region runs from base 1 to 1944 and encodes 647 amino acids. The record is from RefSeq and is a predicted model, not a curated record.